Messenger RNA from Parasteatoda tepidariorum (common house spider), 1963 nucleotides. RefSeq names its product ubiquinone biosynthesis protein COQ9, mitochondrial (gene Coq9). Gene Ontology annotation, molecular function: lipid binding. Gene Ontology annotation, cellular component: mitochondrial inner membrane. The record is from RefSeq and is a predicted model, not a curated record. NCBI's taxonomy places the organism in Eukaryota, Metazoa, Arthropoda, Arachnida, Araneae, Theridiidae. Gene Ontology annotation, biological process: ubiquinone biosynthetic process.
AGAUAAACAGAAAUAGACAGCUGGAACUACUUAGUAAUCAAGUAAACAUACAACAUUUAACCAAAUCAGAAGCAAAUAUGUCAAGUUAUAUAAUGAUGUUUUUAAGAACUAAAUUUAGUUGGAAUGGAACUAAAUUUCUUGUAGUUAAACAAUAUAAUUCAAGAAAUCAAGUUGCUCUACUUCAUAAAAGUUUUGUUCUAAAGGCCAAUCCGCAAACACAAGAAAAUGAGCAUGAAGAUACGUCAGAAUCCGAUUCUGAUACAAACAGUCAGGAGAAUGAAAAGCUAAUAAGUUUGAAGUUGCAAAUUCUGCAUGCAGGAUUGAAUUUUGUUAAGGAUCAUGGAUGGACAAAAAAAUCAGUUGCACUUGGAGCUCAGUCUGUAGGUCUGUCACCUUCUUCACACACAUUGAUAAGUUAUGGGGGAGCUGAUCUUGUUCAUUAUUUUAACUUUCUUUGCAAUGAAAAUUUAAACACACAUCUGAAAAAUCAUGUUUUAGAACUCAAUAAAAAGGAAAAUAUUCAAGAAUAUAUUGAAAGUGCUUUGAAAGAGAGAUUGAGUAUGGUUUACCCAUAUGUUUCACAAUGGAAUGAGGCUUUAAGCCUUAUGGUUUCCCCUACUCAGGCUCCAACUGAUAUAAAAAAUCUACUAGAACUUGUUGAUAUAAUUUGGAGCUAUUCUUCCUCCAAAAGUUUAAACACAACGUGGUAUACCAAACGAUUAUCUCUCGCUUUGGCGUAUAGACUAUGUGAAUUCAGUUUGAUUCAAGAUAAAUCACCAGAAUUUUCAAAUUCUAUGGAGUUUUUAAAAAACCGUGUUGAAACAAUUGUUUAUUCUGAGGAAAUUUUGGAACAGAUUGUUUCUUCAGGUCAGCAUCUUCCAAAAUAUGGUCUUGGAGCAUUAAUCACUGUGCAAAACAUUUUUGGUCUGAAUAGAUGGUUUCGAUAGCAGAUACUCAAAAUGAGCCUUGUUAUUAUUAUUCUUCCUAUCUAUCCAGUACCCAUUCUUAUUUUAUAAACCAGGAAGGCUAAUUUUCUGAAAUAUGUCAAAGAAAAAAGCCAUUUUCCUGAUGAAGAAAUAAAGUAUCAUAAGUUUUAUUUUUAAUUAACAGAUGAAUUUCAUGUUUUGAAAGUGGACUUCAUGUCUUAGUUCUAUAGAAGUGCAUUAUUUCGUAUAUUUAGAAUAUGUGUAAUAUUUUUCAUAUUCUGAAUAUGUUAAAAUAAUUCUCUAUAUGUAUAGUAACAAUAUAUCUAAACAAUAUUACAUCAACAUUGUUAUUGUUUAUAUGUAGGUUUAUCAUAUUUUACUUUUUUUUAAAAAAUGUUUUUUAAAUUUAGGAAUUUCUUUACAUUUUUCAGAAAUAAUUUCCUUGUUUUUAGGAAAGAAAUCACCUACUGUAGGAACACUGUCAUAUUAAAAACUUGAGCGCAAAACAAAUUUUAAGUUUAGAUAUUAAUUUGUUGGAAAAAAAACAAUUAACUACUGGUGUCCUUUAUAUAAGCUGCAUGUGACUAUUUCGCUAAGCCCUUUAAUUUGCACAUUAAUCAAAUUUGUAAUUAUAGUACAUUUCAUAAAAGUAAGAAGCAAGAAACCUUGCAAUUGUAAUUAUCUUUAAAUUUGUGAUUUUGUAUCGAUAAAUUAUGUAUGUAAAAUGGCAGCAGCAUUUGCUGUUGCUUUUAUUAAUUUUUUCUUGUGAAUCAUUGUUUCCUAAUAAAUUUUAGAACUUGUUAACAUUAUCAGAAAUGCUAAUAUAUUUUGACCAUCCUCUAUAAAAAUUGAAAAAAUGCAAGUUUAAAAUUUUUAAUGUUUAUCUAUUCUGAUUCAACAAAGAACUAAAUAAUAUUCAUGUUUUUUUUCAAACAUUAAAUUGUGUUAACUUCAGCAAAAAGUUCAUAAUUACGUCACAGCAAUUAGUAUAUUAUAUGUGACCAAAAAAUAAAUCAUGCUUAUGUCAUUUUUUUAAA